Molecule: messenger RNA, 465 nt
Organism: Ambispora leptoticha
Lineage: Eukaryota; Fungi; Glomeromycota; Glomeromycetes; Archaeosporales; Ambisporaceae
Source: the annotation of a GenBank genome assembly
ACGAAUAAGCAAACGCGAAUUAAGUAUAAAAUUUUCUCCAAUCUAAUCAAUGAGUUUGGUAGUCUCGAGGCAUUUAAAGAUGAAAGCAAUGCGAUGGCGAUAUUUGGAUGUGGCUGGACAUGGCUUGUACAGACAGAGUUUCAAAUGCUUCGGAUUGUCAAUUCAUAUAAUGCAGGCACAGCACUCGACACUACACGAACUCAAUCAGUUGAACCAAACUUUGAUAGUCUUUCUGCACCAGUAAUAUCUUACGUUAAAGAAAAAGAAAAAUCUCUUCAAGCUCCAUCUGCUGCACCUUCUGCUCCGCCUCCAAAUCAUCUUCGUUUCACACCGCUAUUGGUGUUGAGCGUAUGGGAGCAUGCUUAUUUGACAGAUUAUGGUGUUAACGGACGAGACAAGUACAUUGAUCAGUUUUGGGAAUGUGUUAACUGGGAAAAAGUUGACCAGAGAGCAACUUUUGAUUAA